Clarias gariepinus (North African catfish) is the source of this 5270-nucleotide messenger RNA. It is a transcript of the gene tfa, whose product is annotated as transferrin-a. The transcript has 17 exons. Bases 47 to 2119 code for a protein of 690 amino acids. Gene Ontology annotation, cellular component: early endosome; plasma membrane; recycling endosome. The record is from RefSeq and is a predicted model, not a curated record. Gene Ontology annotation, biological process: antibacterial humoral response; iron ion transport. NCBI's taxonomy places the organism in Eukaryota, Metazoa, Chordata, Actinopteri, Siluriformes, Clariidae.
GCUAUCACAGUGCUUAACGCGAUCACCGCUGCAUCCGGAGUCCAGCAUGAAGCUCUCUGUCAUCUGUGUUGUUCUGGGAUGCCUCGCUUCAGCGAAGGCCGCACCAAUGGAUCCCAGAAUCAGAUGGUGUUUAAAGUCAGAGCAAGAGACUCAGAAAUGCAGACAGCUGGCGUUAAAACUGGACUUGCUGAGCUGUGUGAAGCGGGAGGGAUCCAUGGAAUGCAUAAAAGCCAUCAAGAAUGGUGAUGCAGAUGCCAUCACUCUGGACGGAGGAGAUAUCUACACGGCAGGUCUUGCACCAUACAACCUUCACCCCAUCAUCGCAGAGCAUUACGGCACAGAUGAAGAGACGUGCUACUACGCUGUAGCUGUAGCAAAGAAAGGCACGAAUUUUGGCUUCAAUGAUCUUCGUGGGAAGAAGACCUGUCACACUGGUUUGGGGCAAACCGCAGGCUGGAACAUCCCUAUCGGCACUCUCAUCUCCGCUGGACAUAUCAAAUGGGCAGGGAUCGAGGACAAACCUGUGGAAGAAGCGGUAAAGGAAUUAUUUCCAGCCAGUUGUGUGCCUGGAGCAGUCUUUAAGCAGAGACUGUGCGCGUUGUGUAAAGGCGACUGCUCACGCUCUCACAAGGAGCCGUAUUACGGUCACGAUGGAGCUUUCCAGUGCCUGAAGGACGGAGCUGGAGAUGUCGCCUUUGUGAACCAUUUCACAGUGCUUACGGGUGAUAAGGCCAACUAUGAGCUGCUGUGCAGAGAUGGCUCUCGGAAAAGCGCAGACGAGUUUAAAACCUGCAACCUGGCUCAGGUUCCUGCUGAUGCUGUGGUUAGUCGCAAAGACAAACAACUGGCCAACCAUAUCUAUGACCUUCUUAAUCAGCUCAAGGACAAAGGUAUCUUCUCUUCUGAUGGCUUCUCAGCAAAAAACCUGAUGUUCAAAGACUCAACGAAAUCACUGAUGAAGCUGCCAGAGAGCACAGAUUCUUUCCUGUACCUAGGAGAAGAGUUUAUAGCCACUAGCCAUGCUCUAACAAAAGGGUUCAGUACAAGCAGCAAACCUCAUGAAAUCACAUGGUGCACCGUGGGUCAUGCUGAGAGAAAUAAAUGUGACAUGUGGACCUUCAUGAGCGUGGAUGAUCAGAGCAACAUCAGGAUCGAGUGCCAGGAUGGAAACACUGUCGAUGACUGCAUCAGCAAAAUCAUGCGUAAAGAAGCUGAUGCAAUGGCGGUUGAUGGUGGACAGGUGUACUCUGCUGGGAUGUGUGGUCUGGUGGUGGCCAUGGUCGAAGAGUAUAACAAUGAAUCAAAGUGCAAUUUUGGAUCUGCAGAUACAUCAUCCUAUUAUGCUGUGGCUGUGGUGCGCAGGGACUCCGGUGUGACCUGGGAAACACUGAAAGGCAGAAAGUCAUGUCACACCGGUUUGGGACGUACAGCAGGCUGGAACAUCCCCAUGGGUCUCCUCCAUGAGGACACCAAAGAGUGUGAUUUCUCGAAGUACUUCAGUGAAAGCUGUGCACCGGGAGCAGACCUGGAAUCAAACCUGUGUAAAUUGUGUAAGGGAGCCGAAGGUAUCAGGGGGAUGGUAGACAAAUGCAAAGCCAGCACUGCGGAGCGCUAUUAUGGCUACGCUGGAGCCUUCAGGUGUUUGGCUGAAGGUGCUGGUGACGUGGCCUUUGUUAAGCACAGCACCGUAGCCGAAAACACAGACGGCAAUGGACCAGCCUGGGCUAAGGGUUUGAAAUCAUCAAGCUUUAGGCUGAUCUGUCCCAGUGGCUCUGCUGAAACCACUGAAUAUAAAAUGUGUCAUUUAGCCAGAGUUCCAGCUCACGCUGUUGUCACUCAUCCAGACAAACGUGAUUUUGUGGUUUCAUUCCUCAAGGAGCAACAGGCCCUGUUUGGUCAUUCCAAUUCUUGGGUCGUUUUCAACAUGUUCAAGUCUGAGGGCAGUCAAAAUUUACUCUUUAAGGACUCUACUAAAUGUCUCCAAGAAGUUCCAUCAGGAAAAAACUACAAGGAAUUUCUGGGUAAAGAAUAUAUGACGACGAUAGAUUCGCUGCGCGAGUGUGCCAGUUCAGAACUGGAGAAGGCCUGUACCAUCCACUCCUGCCAAAAGAAAAUCUAAAUGCUCCAGUUUGUCCAAUUGGAGGAAACUUUCUCAUGUUUACACUUAAUCUGUCACUGAUGUAACUGAAAAAAUACAUUUUGGUUUUACUGCUUUUCAACUUAUUUUAGCAAAUUCAAAGAAGAGAAAUCGCAUACCACGUGUGUAACUUGCAACUGCCUAAAACCUGGAUUUGUGUAUCCAUAAUCCAUGCAUGACGACUGCUUGAGAUAUUCAUAAGUAUACAACAGUAUUUUAUCUUCUCACUGCUGCGAGACCUCCUCCUGCGAGAUCUCUCACAGCUUCAAGGGCUCAUGAACAAAAAGCUUCCUUACACUCCACUAUUAAUCCUGUGGUUCCAGAAUACCACAGAUCUCACUAGCGUCCCCUUGCCUUAAGUGAUUCUUCAUUUGGUUGGUCCAGUUUCUGCCUCCAGAGGUGAACCAGACGUUUGGUGUGGAUGAUGAUGUCACUAAGCACAAUGUUCAUGGACUACUAGAAGGAGAACAAAGGGACAGACCCAAUAUUUGUGAACACCAUUUUGGGUCUGGUAUGAGGACAUCCUACCAGUUGUCCUUAUCACUCCAUCACCCUGGGUUUCCACAGGCUUUACAGUAGGUCAGGGCCAUGAGAGGGUCACCAUGCAGAAAUUUGAGCUGACUCUAUUCACAUUUCUUCUCCUGCUGCCUGUACUUAUUUCAUCCUCAGUGCCAAAGGCAAAAAAUAACAGUGUUUGGUUUGUGGAGGUAUACAGCCCUUUAUGGUAGCUCAUACAGCUAGACUUUAAAUAGCUCAUAGAAGAGGAGGACUUCUUGGCCAAGAUACUUUAAAGUUGGUGUUUAAGUAUGUAAGAGUUAUCAUUUUGUCUGUAUGCAGAUAGACAUGGACCUUGCAAAAGUCAGUCAUUAAGGCCACGCACAGUGGAAAACCAUGUAGCAUUGUUGUAUAACAGCUCCAGGGUACUUGGUUCUACUAUGGACUCAGGUUUCUGCAACUGGGGCAUUUUGAUUGUUCUAAUGAUGUCUGUCUAGGUUUCUCAUGGAUUCCCUGAGGGACAUUGCAGUAGAUGUAUUGGAUACAAUAAAUUGCCCCUGUUAUGAAUGAUUGGAGCCCUGGUGCCGUGUGUAUUCCCAUGAUAGCCUCAGUAUCCACCACCAACCUGACCAUAGACAUUUUACCAACUCAUACUAUUGCUUGAUAUUUUUCUUGCUAAUGGACAGGUUUACCUUUGAGCUUGGUAGCAACCUAACACUUGGUCCCCUUCAAUCACAGCAUCCUGUGUCUAGUAUGGGCGGGCAGAGGAUGUGAUCAUCAAUAUGUGUCCAGGCAGACUGGGUGGUUUGUUGACUGUCAAGAUCUUCUCCUUGGUCCUCCACCAAGAGAACUCUUUUGUCAAUGGUGUCAUUGUAUGACAAGCAUAAGUCAAAGAUGAGUUCUGGUCUAAGAGAAAAAGCACCGAUGCCAGAUCGGAUCAGAUCAGACGGAGAAGGUGUCCUAGGUGAUGCUGUGCACACAGUCUCUUGCAAGAGUUCAUAUGAAAGUAAAAACAACCAUGCUUCUUAAUAGCACGAGCUUCUGUGAAUACACUCUGGGCUGUAGGGUGCUGGGCCAGGUACAACAAGGAUGGGGACAGGUACAACAUUUUAAAUUGUGAUGAGUUCCCUCUGCUAGCAGUGGUGGCUUCUCGAUGCUCCAUGUUUUUAGAUAGAGUUGCUGAGUAAUACUGUUGCUGAGUGUGAUGCUAGCCAUAUGUGUGCUGUUCUAACCACAAACCUGGCGAUUACAUUAACAAUAAUGCAAAAGAUAAUUAAUAAUUAGAGACUUUAUUCAUAGCAUCAGGCAAAAGAUACUGAGAUGAACCAAACCCCGGCUAAGUUGCGCAUCUGGGAGCUGUUCAAUGAUGUUGUAUCUUGAUGGUGUGAGUGAAAGGAAAAGAAAAGUGAGUUUACAUAGUCUUUGUGAUUUUUUUUUUUGCAAUUUGUGCAAGCUUUAAUGAAGAUUUUGCACCAUGGGUCCAAAGAAUGUUGUCAAGGACGGUAGCAAGAAAAAAAGGGAGCUGUUUCGUUUGGUUUUUAAAGCAGCUGGUGCCAAAAGGAAUCAUAAUUUAUGAUUAAGUGAAAUUUAAUGUCUAUUUAUUUUAUAUUUGGCUUUAUUUUCUGGUAUUUUCUAAAUGGUUUGAUUGUUUUUAUAAAAUAAUAAUUAUCUAAUAAUGGUGUUGGAAAUUGGCGGCACGGUGGUGUAGUGGUUUGCACUGAUGCCUUGCACCUCCAGGGUCCGGGUUCGAUUCCCGUCUCUGUGUGCAUAGAGUUUGCAUGUUCUCUCCGUGCUUGGUGGGUUUCCUCCCACAGUCCAAAGACAUGAAGGUUAGGUUAACUGGUGUUCCAAAUUGCCCAUAGUGUGUGAAUGUGUGUGUAUGUCUGUGUGCCCUGUGAUGGAUUGGCACCCUGUCCAGGAUCUACCCUGCCUCGUGCCCUAAGUCUCCCGGGAUAGGCUCCAGGCCCCUGCAACCCUGAAUACAGGAUUAAGCAGUAAUGACGAUGAGUGAGUGAGUGAGUGUUGGUAAUAUUUUUGGCGGCUGGAAUGAAUUAUCUGCAUUUAUAUUUUUUCCUAUGGAACAAUACGUUUCACAAUACGAAAUUUCACCCUAAAAACUCGCCUCCGGAAUGGAUUAAAUUCGUAUGCCGUGGUACCGCUGUAUAUCACCAAAUUCGCAUAGCUUUGUAGUUACCCAAUCUUCUCCUUCAGGCUUCACACUGUGCAAUAACACAACAAGCCACUUGUACGGAUCAGUAUUUUGCUGAGGACGAGGCCAUGUUUCAGUACCGAUGACCAUCAAGGAUCUGAUAUAAAUAUAUUAAUUAGGAGUAAACAGUUUGACAGAAAAAAGGAUGAACUUGACUAAACUUGGAGAGGUAGAAAUACUGUACCUCUGUACCUUGUACAGUAGAGCACAAUGACAACAUUUAUAUAUAUACAUACAGUAUAUAUAUAUAUAUAUAUAUACUGUAUGUAUUCAAAAAAAUGCAAAUUAAUGUUACUUAUCAUUAUUUUUAUUUCUUUUUGCUAUUUCCCCCCUUCUUUCUUUCUUUUUUUUUUGUUCAGUUUAUUGUGUUUUUUAUUUGUUAUUGAACUGUAUUUUAUUAAAUAACUAAGUACCCCCCCCCCCACACAC